Molecule: messenger RNA, 2107 nt
Organism: Elaeis guineensis (African oil palm)
Lineage: Eukaryota; Viridiplantae; Streptophyta; Magnoliopsida; Arecales; Arecaceae
Source: RefSeq, a predicted model, not a curated record
AUGGCCGACCCUCCAUCGGGAGGAAUCGUCGUGGCGGAGGAAGCCGUCCCGGAGCAUGUGGCGCCGACUGCCAGCCCCCCGUCGACCGACGGUCCUGCUUCGGCCGUCGACCCAGCGCCGAUCAUGGUCGAUACACCGGGUAGUCUUAGGAAAUUGAACGGGAAACAUCUGGGAGACCAGGAACACCAGUUCACCUCCAUAGCAACCUUUGCCAAUGCUGUUGAUGCCUCUGUAGUCCUCUCAGAUUCCACUGUUGGUCCGCGAUCUCCCAAAGUUGCUUAAGUAGAUUGCACAUCUCUGUUGCUGAAUGGACCUAACAAGAAGAAUGUUAUCUCAUUUCCUGGAAUACAAAAGUAUGCCUACAGGGAUCUGCAGAAAGCAACCAACAAUUUUAUGACAGUUAUAGGUCAGGGGGCAUUUGGUCCUUCUAAGGCUCGCAUGUCUACUGGGGAGACAGUUGCUGUUAAAGUGCUUUCUGCCAAUUCUAAGCAAGGGGAGAAGGAGUUUCAUACUGAGGUUAUGCUACUUGGUAGAUUGCAUCAUAGAAACCUUAUAAAUUUGCUGGGGUACUGUGCAGAUGAAGGCCAGCAUAUGCUAAUGUAUGUCUACAUGAGUAAUGGCAGUGUUGCUUCUCACUUAUAUGGUGAGAAACAUGGACCAUUGAGCUGGAACUUGAGGGUUAAUAUAGCUCUAGAUGUUGCAAGAGGCUUGGAGUAUCUUCAUGACUGUGCUGUUCCAUCUGUAGUGCAUUGUGACAUCAAGUCUUCUAAUGUACUAUUGGAUCAGUUCAUGCGAGCUAGAGUACGUAAAUAUUUCAUUGUUUCUGAUACCUAAUACUGGUAUAAGGAAAUCAGGGAUAUAUGUGAAGGCACUGAGUCUACUUAGAAUUAUGGAUCCAUUUCUGACACAUAACCUCCAGGUUUAUUUUGUCAUUAACUUUUGGCUAUAGCAUUUGGUGGUAGGACCAUAGAUUUUAUUUUAAUUGAGAUCAACUCUUGGCAUGCUGCUUGCUUCUGGGUUUUUAAGCUUUUGCUUUCUAUUCCAUUUUCCCAAUCAGCUUACUACGUGGUACUUGUGAAGAAGAUAAAUGCUGAAACUUUGGUUAGCUAUCUGUUAUAGCUUACUUUGACAUGGACGAUGAUUUUGCUAAUGCAAUUAAAUGGACUGAGAAGCAAACUUAUCAUGAUAGGAGCAAAUGACAUGGCUUGACAUGAGAUCAUCUAUCUUUCUGAUGUUUGUAGAACUGCUACAAGAGUGGAUGGACUGCCUGAUUAGGAUGGAAGGGGCAAAGCUGUCUGGAUGCGUGGCAUUGUCUGCUGAGAAAGGACUUGUCUUGCACAACAAAUUAGCUGGCAGGGUCAUCCAAUCAGUCAUUUGGUUGGAAAGAGACAAGCUUAUACUGUAGUUAUUUUUGUAGAUGACUUAUGAUGUCUUAGAAUUUAGUGAUUAGAAGAACUCAAAAUUGUAUUAUUUCUUUGAUCUCUUCUUCUUGCUGGAAAAUUUCUCUGAUUUCUUCCAUCAUGUUUCCUUAACUAUAACGUCCCUUCUCAACUAUUUUUUACAGUAUAAAAAACUGAUGGUCCAGGAUGCUGUUCCUGUAUAGAAUGCACAUUCAAGCAUGCCAUGUGUUUAAGAAUCCAGCAAUAGGCAUCAGUAUCUUGUCUUUUUUUAUUUUGCUUAAAUUAUAAAACUUAUCCGUCUAAGUAAUUUGCCUCUUCGUGCAGGUUGUGGAUUGUGGGCUAUCUAGAGAAGCAGUGUUUAGCUGUCACAUAUCUAAUGUCAGGGGAACUUUUGGCUAUCUUGAUCCUGAUUAUGUAUCAUCAAGGACUUUCACCAAGAAAAGUGAUGUCUACAGCUUCGGUGUCCUGCUUUUUGAAAUGAUUGCAGGUAGGAAGCCACAACUGGGCCUUAUGGAGUAUGUCGAGCUUGUAAGAUCUCUGUUUUCCAGAAUUCUAGUGCUUUAUAUAUUUCCCAACAAUUGAUGUAUUGGAACCAUCAAGCUGUCAUUGGAUAUGGAUGUGCUAAUAUUACUACAGUCCUAAACACUUUCUUCCCUGUUCUAAUUCAUUCUUAUAUAGGGUUUCAUAACUUGCCGGUCUUGAGAAUA